GUGGGGACCGAGUUCACCACGAUCCUGUACAACUUCAUGUGCAACAGCAGCUGCGUGGGAGGAAUGAACAGGAGGCCCAUCCUCAUCAUCAUCACCCUGGAGACGAGAGAUGGCCAGGUCCUAGGAAGGAGAUCGUUCGAGGGACGGAUCUGUGCCUGUCCCGGCAGAGACCGGAAAGCCGACGAGGACCAUUACCGAGAGCAGCAAGCCCUGAAUGAGAGCGCAGCUAAAAACGGCAACGCCAACAAACGCGCCUUCAAGCAGAGCCCCCAGGGAAUCCCAGCGCUGGGGGCCGGCAUCAAGAAACGGAGGCACGGGGAGGAGGAGAUGUAUUACGUGCCCGUGCGUGGCCGGGAGAACUUCGAGAUCCUGAUGAAGAUCAAGGAGAGCCUGGAGCUGGUGGAGCUGGUCCCGCAGCAGCUGGUUGACUCCUACCGCCAGCAGCAGCAGCAGCUCCUGCAGAGACAGAGUCAGCUGCAGACGCCUUCCUCCUACGGCCCCGUCCUCUCGCCCAUGAACAAAGCUCACGGCGCAGGGAUGAACAAGCUGCCCUCAGUCAACCAGCUGGUAGGGCAGCCGGCACAGCACGGCUCCGGCUCUGCGCCCGGCCUGGCCCCCAUGGGAGCUGGAAUGCUGAACAGUCACUCCAUGCAACCCAACGGAGAAAUGAACGGGGGCCACUCCUCCCAGUCCAUGGUCUCCGGAUCACACUGCACCCCCCCUCCGCCCUACAACCCCGAUCCCAGCCUCGUCAGUUUUUUAACAGGAUUGGGGUGUCCAAACUGCAUCGACUAUUUCACCUCACAAGGGUUACAGAAUAUUUACCACCUGCAGAACCUAUCCAUAGAGACCAUCACCAUCCCCAACCGCGGCGCGGCCGACGAGUGGGCAGACUUUGGGUUCGACCUCCCGGACUGCAAAUCUCGCAAACAGUCCAUAAAGGAAGAAUUCACGGAGGGAGAGAUCAACUGA
Messenger RNA from Eurypyga helias (sunbittern), 972 nucleotides. It is a transcript of the gene TP73, whose product is annotated as tumor protein p73. The annotation marks the transcript as partial. Gene Ontology annotation, cellular component: nucleus. The record is from RefSeq and is a predicted model, not a curated record. Lineage: Eukaryota; Metazoa; Chordata; Aves; Eurypygiformes; Eurypygidae. The transcript has 8 exons. Gene Ontology annotation, molecular function: RNA polymerase II cis-regulatory region sequence-specific DNA binding; DNA-binding transcription factor activity, RNA polymerase II-specific. Gene Ontology annotation, biological process: apoptotic process; regulation of transcription by RNA polymerase II; protein tetramerization.